AGAUAUAUUUGUAGAAAUAAUCCGGGGAUUAGAAUUUAUCCGACAUAAGUAGCGCAGUCUGGUGCGCGCGAUUUGCUGGCGACUACCGCACAGUUGGAAAUGGGAUUUUUUUCGGCGAAAGAACGAGUUACCACGCGAUACGUGACCGCGAUAUUAAGGUUAAUCCUGGUCCGUCUGUCGAAGUCGAGUCCCACCAUAAACUCCGUCAACACGCUCACGGCGAUUAAUAAUUGAAGUGCUUUCAUGGUUGUUCGAGCGUAUAUCGAGAAGCGCGUUAAAGAAAGAUGAAUAUUAAAUCAGAGAGAGAAGGAGAAAGAGAAAGAGAUCGGAGAAAAGAGCGGGAAAGACAGACAAGCAUACCAAUCGUGACGGAUUUAGACACGAAAUACGAGAAAGAACGAAGACAAAAAAUCGAAAAAAUAAACGGAUAUAGAAAGAGACAGACAAACAGACACGAUUUCUGCAUUUUCAUCGGCAGAAAAAGAAAAAAUAAAUAUAACGAACGGGGGAAAAAGAACGCAAAAAGAAAGAGGAAACUAACCAACCGGCAAUGGCGUCGAAAGAAUUGUCGACUUAUCGAUAUCAACGCUCAUCUCGAACGCUCGCCGCGAUGGCUGUGUUGGGAGACUGUUCGUACAAUGUCUACAAGAAGUGCAACAGAAGUUACUUGCAGAUGCGGGAGAUUAAUCGUCUACACCUACCUCUUGCUCAGGACAUGGCUUAUCUACCUGAAGAAGAUUACAUCGAGGAACGUGUACGGAAGGAAGAGCAAUCCUUCGAUAGAAAUAAUCGUAAUUUAUUACCGGAAUAUCGUAGUCUUUGCGAAACCGUUACCAAAAAAGUACAAUUAGACGACUCCGAGUACGAGUACCAACCUCCGCAUUAUCAUGAAAUUUAUUGUAAAAGUUACUCUUUGAUAGAUAACAUUGAACGUCCUGUGAAUUUUUCGAAGCAGAAAUGCGUGGAACCCAGUUUUCAUUGCGUUCAAAGAAGUAGAAGGCUAUUGUUAAUGCGACGACGAUGGGACGGAGAGUGUUGGGAACCCUUCUCCAAACAGAUAGCCAGCGGUUGUGAUUGCAUGUGGCCCGUAUCUGUCCUCGGAGAUAUAACUGUUCAUUACUAA
Messenger RNA from Osmia lignaria (orchard mason bee), 1123 nucleotides. RefSeq lists its product as uncharacterized. NCBI's taxonomy places the organism in Eukaryota, Metazoa, Arthropoda, Insecta, Hymenoptera, Megachilidae. The record is from RefSeq and is a predicted model, not a curated record.